Messenger RNA from Gavia stellata (red-throated loon), 1888 nucleotides. Its product is annotated as E3 ubiquitin-protein ligase BRE1B-like. Lineage: Eukaryota; Metazoa; Chordata; Aves; Gaviiformes; Gaviidae. The coding region runs from base 26 to 1888 and encodes 620 amino acids. Gene Ontology annotation, molecular function: ubiquitin protein ligase activity. Gene Ontology annotation, cellular component: nucleus; HULC complex. The transcript is spliced from 13 exons. The record is from RefSeq and is a predicted model, not a curated record.
CCCCCUCUCCCCCCAGGCAGAACCCAUGUCGGGGGCGGGAGCGAAACGGGGGGCCGGUGAUGGGGGGGGCGGCCCCCCCGAGAAGAAACCCCCCCGUGAGGAACAGCCCCCCACUACCCUCAUCGAACCUCUGCGUCUCGGCGGCAUCUCCUCCACGGAGGAGAUGGACCUGAAGGUGCUGCAGUUCAAGAACAAGAAGCUGGCCGAGCGGCUGGAGCAGCGGCAGGCCUGCGAGGACGAGCUCCGCGAGCGCAUCGAGAAGCUGGAGAAGCGGCAGGCCACCGACGACGCCACUCUCCUGCUGGUUAACCGCUUCUGGGGGCAGCUGGACGCGGAGGUGCAGGCGCUGCUGCGGCGCUACGAGGGGGAGGGGGGGGCACCCCCUGCCCCCCCCGGGGAUCCCCCCGAACCCCGACCUGAGGGGCCCGAACCCCCCCCAGCCCCUCCCGGUGAGACCGAGGGUGCCGACAGGAGGGAGCCGUGGGGGGGUCCCGGCGCUCCCCCACCCCCCCCUCCACCCGCCGCCCCCCCGCCCCCCCCGGGAGGAGUUGGGGGGCGUUUGGGGGGUCCGGCGGCGGCUUUCGUGGCGGCGCUGAGCCGCAGCGGCCCCGAGGAGGGGGAACUGCGCCUGCGCCCGCGUCUGGCCUUCGCCCCCGCCGCCGUCGCCCGCCUGGUGGAGGGGUUGGCGGGGGCCCACCGCCGCGCCCAGGAGAUGGGUGCCCGUCUGGCCGCCCGCCGUGAGUCCCUGCCGGAGCUGGCGGAGACGGGACGGGCGCUGCUGCGGGAGCUGUUGCGGGAGCACCGGCGCCUGCAGGACCUCACCCUGCAGCUGCAGGAGAAGCACCACCGCGUCUCCCUGGAGCUGGCGGAGCUGCAGGACAAGGCCACCUCUGCGGAGACGAAGGUGCUGGAGAUGGGGACGACGGUGGAGGGGCUGCAGUGGGACAGCGCCAAACUGCGCAAGCGCGAGGGACGCCUCGACCGCCACCUCGCCGAGGCCCUCGAGCAGCUGACCUCGGGCUCCUACGGCUCCGGCAGCUCCGGGGGAUUCCAGGGGGGACAGAUCACCCUCAGUAUGCAGAAGUUUGAGAUGCUGAACGCGGAGCUGGAGGGGAACCAGGAACUGGCCAACAGCCGGAUGGCGGAGCUGGAGAAGCUGCAGCAGGAGCUCCAGCAAGCCGUGCGCAGCCACGAGCGCCUCAAGGUGGCCCUGCGCUCGCUGCCGGAGGAGGCGGUGAAGGAGACGCUGGAGUACAAAGUGCUGCAGUCGCAGUUCUCCCUCCUCUACCACGAGAGCCUCCAGGUGAAGACGCAGCUGGAUGAGGCUCGCGCCCUCCUCCUGGCCACCAAGAACAGCCACCUGCGCCACAUCGAGCACAUGGAGAGUGACGAGCUGGGGGUGCAGAAGCGGCUGCGGACGGAGGUGAUCCAGCUGGAGGACACGCUGGCGCAGGUGCGGAAGGAGUACGAGAUGCUGCGCAUCGAGUUCGAGCAGAACCUGGCGGCCAACGAACAGGCGGGGCCCAUCAACCGGGAGAUGCGGCACCUGAUCAGCAGCCUGCAGAACCACAACCACCAGCUGAAGGGCGACGUCCAGCGCUACAAGCGGAAGCUGCGGGAGGUGCAGGCCGAGAUCAACAAGCUCCGCCUCCAAGCCAGCGGCGCCCCGCCCCCUCAAGGCAGCGCUCCGCCCCCUCCGCCCCCACCCACCGCCGCUGCCCCGCCCCCAGAGGAGACCACGCCUACCGGGGGAGCCCCGGCUUCCCGGGGGGUUCCGGAUCGGGAACGGGAACGGCUGCGGGAGCGGGAGCGCCCCAAAGGUCCCCCGGAGGAAGGCAAGAAGAAGGAUUCGGAGGUCCUCAAGCAGCUGCGGGGGGAGCUCAAGUGA